AUGGCCUCGUCACUCUCACCAGAGCAAAUCUCUGCCUACGUCCAACAUAUUGGAUUACCUACCAAAUACCACCCAACCAAUGAUCCCCCACACGACCUCGCCUUCCUGACACAGCUGCACGUGCACACAAUAUCUACGAUUCCCUAUGAUAACUUAACACUACACUACUCGGCAAGCAAAAAGAUCUCAAUUCACCCCCAGGAUGCAUUUAAAAAGGUCAUAAACGAAAACCGUGGCCGUGGAGGUUACUGCAUGGAAAACUCCAUUCUAUUCUUCCAUGUGCUCCGCGCCCUCGGCUUCAACGCCUACAUGGCCGGCGUCCGGAUCCGCCUUCGAGAAAAUGGAAUCCCUGCUGGGGACUACAUUGGCUGGGUGCACCUCGUGAACAUCGUAACCCUCCCCAGCGGCGAAAGAUACAUGCUCGACGUCGGUUUCGGCGGCGACGCACCCACGACCCCCAUCCCGCUCAUCCACAACCACGUCACGACGAACAUCUUUCCGCAAGAGAACCGUCUGGUCUACGACCACAUCCCGCAGCAGGUGUCGCAGACGCCCGAGACGAAGCUCUGGAUCUACCAGUAUCGCAACGGUGCGGACAAGGAGUGGAAUUCGUUCUAUGCGUUUCCCCUCCUAGAGUUCCUCGAAGCUGACUUUGAGAUCAUGAAUUGGUAUACCGGAAGCAAUCCUGAAUCAUUCCAGACGUAUACGAUGCUGGUUAUCAAGUUUCUGCGGAGGCAGAAGGAGGGUGGGGAGGAGGGCGAGAUGGAGGUAUACGGGAAGAGGAUGUUGGUUAAUGGAGUGGUGAAGGAGAAUACCGGUGGAAAGACCAAAGUCGUACAGGAGUGCAAGACCGAGGAGGAGAGAUACGAAGCACUAGAGAAGUGGUUUGGGAUAAAGUUGAGUGAGGAGGAAAAGAAGGGAAUUGCGGGGCAUUCUACGGAACUGAUUGCGCUCCCGUGA
Molecule: messenger RNA, 960 nt
Organism: Didymosphaeria variabile
Lineage: Eukaryota; Fungi; Ascomycota; Dothideomycetes; Pleosporales; Didymosphaeriaceae
Exons: 1
Coding region: 1-960 (319 amino acids)
Molecular function (GO): acetyltransferase activity
Source: RefSeq, a predicted model, not a curated record